UCCCAUCCAGCCAACCGUUACAGGUACCGUAGUACCGGUACCUGGUACCGGUACCGUACGGUACUGUACUAAUACCGAGACACCGAGACUGUCACAAUGACCUAUUUGGGCACUCUUUAAAAGUAAAGUUGGCUUUCCAAAGGUUACGGUACCACCAGAGACCACAGACCAUUCGCGAAGUGACGGAAGGAUGGAGACAACACCCAGCCAAAUCACCACCAAUAAGCGAUCAUAUACCAGUUACCAGUACUCAAGAAGGACAACAUGGUCAAGAGACAGUAUCGACGGCGGCAAAAGCAGCAACAACCGAGCUCGCAGUUUUGGUCCCAGAAUGCUCCGAGACUCACCCGUGUCCGUGUUUUCGGGUCAGCGGUAGUGACAGGCUUGAUGUGUACCAGCUUGUCGUUUUCCCACCGAAGUCCCCACAGCAGUCUCGAACCCAUCGAUAGUUUUCUUCCAGUACGGAAAGAGCAAACACCACCACAAGCAGAACAGGCACAAGAGCCGGCAGCGAUCGAGUACAACCGUACCAAGUACCACUACACUCCUCCCUCACAGUCAUUUGGAGGCCCACAUUCUUCCUGUGGCGUCACUGAUAACAACAAUCCACCCACCUAUGAGUCAUUCUUUGCCCUGGAUUCCAGGUAUCGAUCCCGUGACAAGGAGGACAAGAUUAUCUGGCAAAAGUUCUUUGCGUCCAUGGGCAAACGGGGCACGUAUGUCGAAAUGGGGGCAUAUAAUGGCAUGCACGAAACCAACAGUCGCUUCUUUGAUGUUUGCUUGGGAUGGAAGGGACUCCUCAUUGAAGCCAAUCCCGUCAUGUUCCCUGAGGUGCCAGCAAGUCGACCGCAAGCACAUUCCAUGAGCUUUGCACCGUCCUGCCAACAACCCGACCAGACACUGGAAUUCCAUGCCACCUUGUGGACCAAUGCUGGUGUUGCCGGUCUGGCGAAAGCCUACGAGGGAGAGGAAACGGUCAAGGUUCCCUGUGGUCCACUGCAACCUGUGUUGGAAGAUAUCUUUGCUGGAGGAGAGGCCAUUGAUUUCUUCUCCUUGGAUGUGGAAGGAGCCGAACCGUUGGUUUUGGAAACCAUUGAUUUUACGAAGGUGCAAAUUCAUGUCAUGUUGAUUGAAGUGGCAAACUCCUUUUGUAAAAAAGAGGACUGUGAGCAGCGCAAUCAUGUUCGAGAGAUAAUGAAAAAGGCAGGAUAUCAACAGUACAAGGGAAUGGUCUCUGGUUCCGAUGUCUUUGUGCACCCCAACUCACCGUACCAGCUCGCAUGAGAAAAAAAUAAAAGAAUCCUUGGUACGAUUGAGUCUGUUGGGCAGUGCUGGGCGGCAAAAGCUGUGGUAGCACCAAUCAAGAUUCCAAAAGGGUACGGGAUCGAAAGACCAAACCGACAAUUCUACACUAAGUGUUUGGAAGUGAGUCCAUAACCAUUUAUGCGAGUAUCGAUAGCAACAAAGAUGCUGUACUACAUGUACCUGCUCAUGAGCAAACAAACUCGCAUUACGAAUGCAACAAGUUUUGCCAAAAGACCCACGACGACUGAAGGCUAGCUACCAGUAGCAGUAAACUUCAUUUCCCUACCGGUAGCACCAUUCGAACCACGCGACGACUAAAUAGAGGUGACCAAGCUUAUUGUACUACUCCGCAUCGGAAAUACAGCACUGACUUGUGCGUUUGGAGCUGCUGAAAUGGGCCCGUGAAAAUGGCUGUCCGAGGAAUGAGUGAGCAAGCGUGCCAAAUGGCUUUUCUAGUUUGUAGGAUAUGCAUGAUAUAGAUGUUCUGCGGUGUGCUCGUGGCCAUGGAUGCCCUGAUGAGGAAUAGUUCAUCCCGGAUCGAUACCGGUUGAACCAUGCAAGCAAUGCAGAUACCCACAACACGAUGAAACACACCCGUGGUGACAACAGCCAAGUCACCUAGCUAGCUAGCUCCCUACAGCACUAACCAAAUAAUAUUUUUAUUGCUAUGUCCAGGCAGGGCGCCAAAAUCUUUGAAAUGUCACAAAUCCUAUCC
Seminavis robusta is the source of this 2020-nucleotide messenger RNA. The record is from the annotation of a GenBank genome assembly. NCBI's taxonomy places the organism in Eukaryota, Bacillariophyta, Bacillariophyceae, Naviculales, Naviculaceae.